GACGUUCCCGGAAAAAUCGCUAACCGGAAGGAAAGGCCAGAGCCUCAGAAGAAGAAGAAGACAGACGCCGCCGAUGAGACCAGCGAAAGACGAAAAAGUAUUCUCCCACUGGUGAGGACUUCUCUUCCUCUGGCUCAUCUAGCUGCCUGAACUGAACUUACCCUCCCCCCCACCCCCACCCCCUGUAUAGCUCAGCCUCACCAGCCCCUGCACCAAGCCUGAAGCCAACCAGACUUCCUCAGUCUUCUCCCGGCUUCUUCAUCUUUCUCCCGAUUUUCGACACAGCGCUAUGGCGGGGCGAGGCGGACCAGCACGGACCAACGGCACUGCAGCAAGCAACAAGAUCUGCCAGUUUAAGCUAGUGCUGUUGGGGGAAUCGGCGGUGGGAAAGUCCAGCUUGGUGCUGCGCUUUGUUAAAGGCCAGUUCCACGAGUACCAGGAGAGCACCAUUGGAGCUGCCUUCCUCACACAGACGGUAUGUUUGGAUGAUACAACAGUCAAGUUUGAGAUCUGGGACACUGCAGGACAGGAACGGUAUCACAGCUUGGCACCCAUGUACUACAGGGGAGCCCAGGCCGCCAUCGUGGUCUACGAUAUCACCAACACAGAUACAUUCACACGUGCAAAGAACUGGGUGAAGGAGCUCCAGCGACAAGCCAGCCCGAAUAUUGUUAUUGCACUGGCAGGAAACAAAUCCGACCUGGCCAACAAGAGAGCCAUAGAUUUCCAGGAAGCACAAGCAUAUGCAGAUGACAAUAGUUUGCUCUUCAUGGAGACUUCAGCCAAGACUGCUAUGAAUGUCAAUGAGAUUUUUAUGGCUAUAGCCAAAAAGCUUCCCAAGAACGAGCCUCAGGGUGGAGCAGCCGCUGGUGGACGAACCAGAGGCGGCGUGGACCUGCAGGAAGCUGCGCCGCAGGGCAGAAGUGGCCAGUGCUGUGGGGGCGGGAACUAACCAACACAACGAGACAGCUGAUCCGACCAAUCUACAGCUUCGAUCAACCAGACCAGAUAUUAUCCAGCUGUCAAACAAUGCCCCAUUGGUCAAACCAAACCAUGGUCGGACCAACCACCCUAUGAGCAACACUGCACCAAUUAACUGUUUGGCAAGCGAGUCCAUGGGCCAGUAAAGUGCCAGACCCCUCUGACGGUUGAACCAACCAACAGACCCAAGAAAUCUACCCACAGGCUUAUUUACAGAAUCAUGUUUUAAACCCAGGACUUGCCAAUCCAUGACCUCUCUAUUGAUGAUGGACACUUGACGUCACCUUAGUGGGAGGAGGGGGGGCUCCCAUUCAUGGAAGAAGGAACAAAAUAAAUCAGUCAUUACCAAUGGCACUUAAUAGGGCCUUCUUGCUCACCUUUUCUUUCUGUAUUUGUGUAGAGGAAAUAAAAUGAAAGCAACAGGAAGGAAUUAAAACAGGCUCAUUGGCCUUGUCCUUUCAUCUUCUGACCCCUGCUCUCCCAUGCACCAUACAUUUAAGUAUUUCCAUCACUGUUAAAACUCCAGGUGCAUGCAGCAGUCCUUGACUUUUCUGUCUUGUUCCUGGGUCAUGGAAAAGAUGAAGAGACAAGGUUUGUAACAGGAAAACAGGAAUUGAGAGAUAUUUCCUUCUUGAUAGAGCUGUGUAGAUUGAAUUAUUACUUUAUGUUAUCACUAUUAUUAUUAUUACUUCAACUUCUUUUGACAGACUGUUCGGUCUGAUUUGAAAGCCUUUAGGUUUUACAAUCAUCCAUCUAUGUUAUCAAACCAUAUACAGUAAACAGUACUUUAUUAAAAUUGUCACCCAUAAGUCAUUUUAGCAUUAAUGUAUUGUUUUUGAAUCAUCAGUGUACAAUGACAAAUACAUAAAGCAAGAUGUGUUUGCUUGACCAAAACCACAGCUCUGUAUUGACAAAUUGCUGUAUUUGUAUUAGACUUUUCAAGUUUAUAAUCAAUCAGUAGUUGUCAAAACAAUAUCUUUCCAAUCUCUUCAAAAUGUUUUGUCAACCUUAAUUAUUUUGUGAUGGAUUUUUUUUUUUAUAUUUAAUUUUUUUUUAUUUUAUUAUUUUCUCUGAAGAUAUAUGGUAUUAAAUGCACUGGUUCUGUCUCAUCAUCUUUGUGAAUUAAGGUGUUAUUGUCAGCUUCUGUUUCUCUCUCUUUGUUUCUACUCUUCAUAUCAGGGAGGGAUUGUUUUCAACUAUAAUGUCAUCCUGUUAUGGCAUCUUCAACUAGCACAACAGUACCUGCACAGCAGCCACUGCUGUUAGGUGGUGGGUAGAGAAAGAAGAAAAAAAAAUGAUUUUACCAAUAAACAAGGGGAAGGUAUCUUUUA
Messenger RNA from Perca flavescens (yellow perch), 2312 nucleotides. RefSeq names its product RAB5C, member RAS oncogene family (gene rab5c). The transcript is spliced from 6 exons. The record is from RefSeq and is a predicted model, not a curated record. Lineage: Eukaryota; Metazoa; Chordata; Actinopteri; Perciformes; Percidae. Gene Ontology annotation, molecular function: GTP binding; GTPase activity. The coding region runs from base 290 to 952 and encodes 220 amino acids.